Triplophysa dalaica is the source of this 2566-nucleotide messenger RNA. It is a transcript of the gene pecam1a, whose product is annotated as platelet and endothelial cell adhesion molecule 1a. Gene Ontology annotation, biological process: cell surface receptor signaling pathway. The record is from RefSeq and is a predicted model, not a curated record. Gene Ontology annotation, molecular function: transmembrane signaling receptor activity. NCBI's taxonomy places the organism in Eukaryota, Metazoa, Chordata, Actinopteri, Cypriniformes, Nemacheilidae. The transcript is spliced from 15 exons. The coding region runs from base 78 to 2309 and encodes 743 amino acids.
GCAAGCCUUCCUCAAUCCUCUACAUCUAACACCGUCCGCAUGCAUGUCUCCACGUUCACGAACACUCACCUGUAAGGAUGAGCUUGUGUUAUCUCUGUCUCACACUUCUCCUCGCCACCCUGGCAGCACGGUGGCAAGCGGUCAACACGCAGGCAGCGUUUACCUUUGAUCAGGUGACGUUGACUUUACUUCCUGGUAAAGAAGUGACGAGUGGCACAAAUGUGACCUUACGUUGCGAGGCCAAAGUCAGUCAAAGCCUCCCCACGCCCCUGACAUACAGAUUCAGCUUCCUUCAGGACGAUCAGGUGGUGUACUCCCAAAACAUCAGCUAUGCGGUGGUGGAGAAAACUUUAUCACCGGUCCGGGUGUCCAACUCCGGUCACUACCACUGCACUGUUCGCAUCGACAACAAGUUCAAGAAAAGCGACAGUCACACACUUAAAGUCACAGGCCUUCAAACACCGAUGUUGAAAGUGAAGUCUGAUAUCAUAUCUGAGGGGGAAGAUGUUAGUGCCACAUGCAGCGCUCUAGAGGAGAAUGGAAGCCUGAGUUUCUACUUUUAUGAGAGUAACAAGGAGAUAAAACGGGUGCCGUCGUCCAGUAACUCUGUGACUACCAUGCUUUCUAUACGGAAUCUCAAAGAAACUUACCUGCAGUGUGCCUACACGGUUUUACAGCAUUCAGAUGCAGGCUGGUCUAACAAAAGCAACACCUGGAAGAUCAUUGUAAAAGACCUAGACGAGAUCACCCCAAGAAUAAAUGUCACACCUAUUAGGAAUGUGGUUGAAGGUGACCGGGUGAAGAUCCAAUGUGAGGUGAAGGCCCUUUCAGAUCUGGAUGUGUUCCUCACCAAAGGCAACACUGUACUUCAUAAGUCUUAUACAAGCUUCACACACAGCUUAACAGUAAGAGCUGAGGAUGCAGGCGACUACGUGUGUAAAGCAGAGAAAGGCAGUGUGCAAAAGAUGGCAACCUCUCAGCUAAACGUAACAGAGCUGUUCUCAAAGCCCAUGUUAAGACUGAACGGCCAUCAGGUGUUUGAGGGGGAUCGCUUCCAUCUGAACUGCAUCAGUGAUGUAAAUGUCACACUGAAGAUCAACAAAGCAGACAUCAGGUUCAUUUUGCUCAAAGAAGGUCGGCAAAUUUCUAAUUCAGCCAGCUACAGUGAAAUAGCAAGUUCGGCGACCAAUGGGAAUUACUCCUGCAAAGCCACGGCUAAGGGAAUUGAGAAGACCAGCUUACCACUCGUUUUCAAAGCUAAAGUUCCUGUAUCCUCGCCAGUCAUUAACACGGUGGGUAAUGUGAUUGUGGGCCGGCCGUUCACGGUUUCGUGUAAGGCAGAGAACGGAACUCUGCCCAUAACCUACACAUUACUGAAGGACAGGAGUCCAGUGGCUGAGCGAACGGUGAUGGAGGCGGCUGGCAUGGCCGUCUUUGACAAAAUCACACUCAGUUAUCCACUGGAGAUCAAAAAAUUCACGUGCCGCGCAUUAAACCAAGAGGCAUCACCCAGCAAGACCAGCAGCCCCCUCACAGCAGCAGUUAUUGAACCAGUCUCCAGUCCAGUCAUUAUGCCAAUCAGCCUCACCGUCACCGAGGGCUCUGACCUCUACCUCCUAUGUAAAGUACAACAGGGAACUCAACCCAUCACCUUCAGUUGGUAUCACAACAGCAUUCUGAUCCCUUCAUCCACCCAGGAGGUCACACUCUUACACGGCACACAUAUAGUCAAGGCCAUCGAACGAGAGCAGAGAGGCCGAUAUUACUGCGAGGCCACCAAUCACGCUUCUGAAACCAAAAAGAGUCCUCCAGUCACCAUCACAGUCAGUCUAGCCGUGUGGAAGAAAGCUCUUAUUGGAGUGCUUUGUAUCUUACUUUUGGUGGCUAUCAUCGUAGUUCUGAUUGUCCUUCUGAGGAAAAUGUCAAACCCACGCAGAAAAAAGCAAGCGACUGAAUUAUCAGUAAAACCAAGACCUAAAUCAGGUGACCCCAUGAGAAUGAGUCUAACCCUUGAUAUUGAAGACAACACUGCCCUCAAUGGAACUCCAUGUGUGAUGGGUAGAAACGUCUGGAGCGAGAAUGUAUCCUGUUCAGAAUCUGAUGGUCAAGGUGAAGAAGAGUCUGAGCUGCUUCAUCCAAAAGAAGUGGAUCCUAACAUAGAAGUUCCUGUGACGAACGAUAUAGAACCUGAACACAAUACCCAGUCUACAGACGUCCAGGUGUCUGUAGCAGGGGUCUUGGAGCAGCCUGAGGCCGUAAGUGAUCCACAACACAGACACACAAGUCCACAUGUAGCAGGCAGCUCUUGAGUAUGCACAGCUCAACAACAGUGAACAAGAGCCUGCGUGAACACCGUCCCUAUGUGCUUCUCUACUGAAACCGGCUUCUCCACAACCUGAUGCUGAACAUCACAGACAGUCUAUUGACAUUAAAUAGUUCACAAUUUUUGGGUGUUUAAUUGUUGUUAUUUCUUGGCUUGGAUGUUUGUUACAUGAGUGAAGUGUGAUGUUUGUAAACCAGUGAUUAAAAUCUGAACAAUUGAAUCAAACAAGUCAGUUUUCAUUUC